ACGAAGCGUGGAAAAAGUGAGGUUGUGGGUUUGGAGGUUCCUCCAAGAAAUCUGUGGAAAGAUGAAUAUAUUGGAGUACGGAUCGUCGUUUUCUUCAUCAUCAACAUGGGAGAUUCAUGGGGCUGGUGGGUGGGCAACCAUGGUUGCCGUACUUGUGAUCAUUUUGUGGCACCUGGGGAGGUUAAUCUUCUCCGCUCGCUUCAGAUCCUCCUCCAAUUCCACACCCACCUCCCUUUCUGCAUCUGCAGUGAAUCCCCAAUUCCGAAUUUCGGAGAUCGUUGGAGAUGCGGAUUUAAAAACCUUGAUUGACAAUUUGGAUGAGAAGCUCAAUCUGAAUGAGAGAUGGGACAAUGUGGUUGAUAAAAGAAACAAUUUCGUUUCCUACAAUGCAAAGUGCUGCAAACCAAAGGAUGGUCCACUAAAAUACGUGAGUGUGACAGUGUUUGAGAAUUGCUCCACCGAGAUGCUGAGAGACCUUUACAUGGACAACGAUUAUAGGAAGCAGUGGGACAAGAUGGUGCUUGAGCAUGAGCAGUUGCAGGUGGAUGAAUCUAAUGGAACUGAAAUUGGUCGAACAAUAAAGAAGCUUCCUCUCUUGACUCCUAGAGAAUAUGUAUUAGCUUGGAGACUCUGGGAGGGAAAAGAUAAAACCUUCUACUGUUUUAUCAAGGAAUGUGAACAUCCUUUGGCAUCGCGACAGAAGAGAUAUGUACGUGUUAGUUUCUUUAGAUCUGGUUGGCGAAUCAGGAAAGUACCUGGAAGAAAUGCAUGCGAGAUCAAAAUGGUGCACCAAGAAGAUGCCGGUUUGAAUGUGGAGAUGGCAAAGCUGGCUUUUGCAAAGGGCAUCUGGAGCUAUGUGUGUAAGAUGGAUAAUGCACUGCGCAAAUAUUCUGCUAUCCACAAUUCUCAACAAGGUUCAGCUGUGAGUGCGAUUACUCUCAUUCAGAAGGUCCCGCCUGGGUUAGAAACUAUAAACAGCAGGGAGUCCUUAUCUCACCUCGAAACCUCUGCUGCAAGUGGCCAAGGCAAUAAGAGGAAAUUCUCAAGAAGGCCAUCAAAGAAAUUGGUAGCCAAUGGCUUGCUCCUUCUUGGGGUGUUUUGCCUGUCUCGUGGUCACCCCCCUCUGGGUGCUAAUGUUGCCAUGGCUUACAUUUUAAAAAAGCUGACAAAGCGGGGUGCUACACCAAGCCAAAGCGGGCAAAGUUGAGACAAGCCUAUUUGUUGCUCCACAGCAACUCAUCGCAGACGAUCUAGUUAAGCUCACAAUAUACCAUAACUCAUACCAUAUAUGCAUUAACCUGCAUACGCUGUGUCUUAAGUUCCCUUCCCGCAUUUUGUUUGCCAGAAUAUAUUCAAAGUUACGCAUACCCAGACUCGAUUAGAAGGUUUUGUGAGAGUGCAAAUGUGUGUCUGUACAGAGAAGUAGAAGGAUGGAUUGUGGGUUAAAAUCCGUAGUCAAUUGUAAUAAAUUGUGUUUUGUGGCUUGAAGUCUGAAACCUGGACUAAUCAUCAGUUUACAUAUUUA
Molecule: messenger RNA, 1525 nt
Organism: Vitis riparia (riverbank grape)
Lineage: Eukaryota; Viridiplantae; Streptophyta; Magnoliopsida; Vitales; Vitaceae
Product: stAR-related lipid transfer protein 7, mitochondrial
Exons: 6
Coding region: 62-1207 (381 amino acids)
Molecular function (GO): lipid binding
Source: RefSeq, a predicted model, not a curated record